AUGCAAGACUACUUAGACUCAAGUUUAGACUCAAUAGAAUUAGAGAUAUAUCACAAGCCAAAUCCAAAGAUUAGAUCUAUAAUGGAUUAUUUGAGAAAAUCAAAAUUGUAAUUCUGUACAGAUCCAAAAAAAAAAUAAGACGAUUAUUAUUCAAACUUAACCGAAUCUGUAGAUUAAUUCUCUUUGAGAAGAAAUAAAUUUGUAAAUAGAAAAAAACCUGAAAUUUCCAUAGACUGUCCAGCUCUUUGA
Molecule: messenger RNA, 249 nt
Organism: Paramecium octaurelia
Lineage: Eukaryota; Ciliophora; Oligohymenophorea; Peniculida; Parameciidae
Source: the annotation of a GenBank genome assembly